AUGGCAGUAACAUCUUCAUGGAUUCUGGAUGUAUUCAUUUUAUUUGCCAUAGCAUCGUUCCUCCUCUACAAAUACAGUACGAGAAAAUUUAAUUAUUGGAAAAAACGCAGAAUAUACAACCCAAAACCGCUUCCAUUCCUCGGAAAUUUUCUAGAUGUAUUUUUGCUGCGAUGUACCCUUACAGAGUGGUUCAAAAAUAUGUACGACUCUGUAAAUGAACCAUACUUUGGCAUUUUCGUUUUCGACGAACCCUUUCUAGUAAUAAAAUCUCCGGAGCUCAUAAAAAAUAUUACAAUAAAGGACUUUUCGUAUUUCAUGGACAGAGCCGUAGCAUUACCAACACAUAACAAAAUACAGUCUCAAGUUCUUUUUUUCCAAAAAUCGCCAGAAUGGAAAAACGAUAGAGUAAGACUCAGUCCAAACUUCUCAUCAGGAAAAAUGAAAAGAAUGUUUCCUGUCAUCAGCGAUAUUAGUCAAAAUCUAGUUCGAUACCUCGAUGAACACCAAGAAGAAGUGAAAGUAAGAGAAGUUGUCGGAAAAUAUCUCACAGAUAUUACCGCAAAAUGUUUUCUUGGAAUCAACUCCAGAUGUUUUGAUGAUUACGAAGCAAUCUUCUAUAAAAUGGCAAAAGAUGUAUUCAAUCUGGGUUUGAGGAACUCGAUUAUGCAGACAAUGUACUUAUUCAAGCCAAACUGGGUAUCACUUUUCCAUCUAGACUUCGCGAAAAAGAUUCAUUGCGAUAUUUUUUCGGAAGCAGUUUCUAUAUCGAUGAGAGAGAGAACAAAUAGGAAUGUCAAUAAAAGUGACUACGUUGAUAUACUAGGAAAUUUAAAUUUUCCAGAAUUGAAUAUAGAUAAGGCGACUGAAAAAAUUACUGGUCAGCUCUUCCAAUUUUUUCUGGCUGGAUACGAAACAACUAGUACCACAAUUGCCGUCACUUUGCACGAGUUGAGCCUCAAUCCUGACAUCCAGAAUAAACUGAGGAAGGAAAUUCUAAUCAGCAUCGAUGAAAAUAGAGGUAUUACAUACGAGGCAAUUCAAAACAUGAAAUAUCUAAGAAUGUGUGUGACUGAAGUUCUCCGCAAGUACCCAAUAAUUCCUUUCUUGAGCAGAACGUGCAAUGAAGACUAUAAAGUACCAGGAACCAACGUAGUAAUUGAGAAAGGAAUGUCUGUUUUGCUUCCCUCAUAUAGUGUACAAAUGGAUAAGAAAUACUUUCCUGAGCCUACGAAAUACAAUCCAGACCGAUUUUUGAAUAUUUAUUCCAAUGAGAAUGGACUAUGUUACUUGCCCUUUGGUGCUGGACCACGAAAUUGCAUAGGCGAAAGGUUCGCUUUACUAGUCACAAAAAUGGCACUGUGCUACAUACUUUCCGAAUAUGAAAUACAAACAUGUGAUCCAGCUCCAAUGGAAUCCAUAUCGACUUAUGUGCUUUUGUCAAAAAUUGGCUCUCGGAUAAGAUUCAAAAAAAUUACUACCAAAUCCACGUGAGGAAAAGCGAAUCAGAAAUCCCAAAGUAAACAUAUGUUAUAUCGUAUAAUGAUUUUGAAUAUAUCUUCUCUAGCGAUAA
Leptinotarsa decemlineata (Colorado potato beetle) is the source of this 1570-nucleotide messenger RNA. Its product is annotated as cytochrome P450 6k1. Gene Ontology annotation, molecular function: oxidoreductase activity, acting on paired donors, with incorporation or reduction of molecular oxygen; monooxygenase activity; heme binding. The record is from RefSeq and is a predicted model, not a curated record. Lineage: Eukaryota; Metazoa; Arthropoda; Insecta; Coleoptera; Chrysomelidae.